Messenger RNA from Paramacrobiotus metropolitanus, 2223 nucleotides. RefSeq lists its product as uncharacterized. The transcript is spliced from 3 exons. The record is from RefSeq and is a predicted model, not a curated record. NCBI's taxonomy places the organism in Eukaryota, Metazoa, Tardigrada, Eutardigrada, Parachela, Macrobiotidae. Bases 365 to 1585 code for a protein of 406 amino acids.
GUGCAUGUCUGUUGCAUGGAUCAGCAGACUUUAUUUCCACACUUUUUUCUAAAGCUGUGCCACCUGUAUGCUGCUUUUCAGCCUUGUAUUCUGUAUUAUUACAGUGUCAACGUCAUCAAUUAUAGUCACUAGUCAGGUACACAACCACUUUUAUCAUAAAAGUACUUGUGUACGAGUAGAAAAACAUCAGCUACUCAUAAAGCUUCAUGAGUAAAUGAAGAUUUUCUUCAUCCACUUGGGAAUCGCAUAAAGUCAUAAAGGUAUCUUCUUCUUUUGAUUUUGCUGUGUCACUUAGUUUGGCACGCCAUUUUUCGAACGCAGCCGAACCAGUUACACCGGUCCUGAUUGCUGAUUUUCGUUCAACAUGAUGUUCUCCAAGAAAAUUUACCAUUGGAAUGCUGUAAAUGUCAUGCAGAACGGGCUCUUCCAGCGCGGUCUUAUAGUCGAUAAACUGGAAUUUGGAUGGGUUGUUGAUUUUGGUGUUGCUGGCCAACAGCCGGAGGUUAUCCCAUACAGUCAGCAAAUAUUUUUGGAUAACAACAUCAGCGCAGCUGCAUGCGGCAGCCAGGAUCCAUCGGACCGUCGAAGAAUACUUCUUAAAUUGUCAGCAAAACUGGCAUGGACUUGGUACGAAUGUACCGUAUCGCCGAAUUCAGCCCAUCGAAAUGACUAUGCUCUAGUGGAAGUGUUCCAUAAAAACGAGCGAAUUGUCACUGUCGCUCGAGCCAAUCGUCUCCACAGUCUUUCACACACAGGGAUUUUAUUAGGAAAGGACGAUAUUGUUAAAGAUGGAUUUCCUGUACACCCGUCGUUCGCUCCUCAUAGUUCGGAGGUGAUUAAUAAAUGGAGAGCAUAUUUCCGUCGCACCCAUCCUGUCGGAAUAAUAUAUAAUCAUAUCACAUUUCUUAUGCCGCGUGAUAUGGCUCUGGACUGUGACAAAAUAAUAACGAUGUUGAAGAGAGUGAAACCACAAGCGCUCAUACAUAAAAAGGAGGAAUACGACAUGCCGGACAUAGAUUGGUCGCUUUUUGACAGCGAUGAGUUUCAUUCAUUGUACGAUCGUCAGAGCCGAACAGGAGAGUUAUGGGAAUUAUGGCAGCAGAAGCUGUCAUAUUUAACCAAAAAAACUGAGCUUGAUAAAAAACGUUAUCCUUCCAUUAACGAAAUUUCGCUCAAUGUUCUUACGGAUAUAAUGACGCUUCUCGAUGGAAGACACCAAGCAACUGCACGUUCCGUGUGCUCUGCCUGGAACACCGCUGCGGUAUCGGCUGACUGUGCUAAAAGUGUUACAGUUAAUUAUUCCCGCUGUAUUCGCCCCCGAAAUCCAUAUAUGUUUAUGUCGCUGCUGUGCCACUGCAUCACUCCUGCAACGCAAUAUGUCCUUUUUACCGGUCACGACAUCCUUUCUUCGCUUCCAUUACUCUCUGAUCUACGAACCUUCAAACCGAUGCCGCGGACAUUUGUGUUCUCCAACACUACACUUAGAUGCAGUUUGCCAUUUGAAGGCACCGUUGUGGAUGCCCACGAAAAGACACUGGAUAAGCUUCGCACGUCACUUGCACAAAAUUAUGGAGCCGUCUUUUAGCCGGUUGAUUUUGUACAAUGUCACACUGCGGGAUUUCUUCGUACCUUCCAGCGUAGGUUUUGUGAAUCGCAAAGCGAUAGAUCCAGCCUUUUUGGAUUUGACCAUUAGACGCGCCGCUGUGAACGUACACGAAGAAAUCGCGUUUAGCGACGUGUUUAAGACAGCCGCGCCUGCACUUCCCGAUUUCAACGUUUCGCCUUAUCAAACUAUUUUCCGGCGCCUGUCGGACUGGAUUACCGAUGCAAAUGGCAAUUCUGUUCGAGAAAAGGAGAUCAUGACCGUUUCAAAGAAAUGGGAAACAGGCGAUAUUUACUUCGAACGACAUACGGAAGGGACUGAACUGGUGGUAAACUUUAACGAAAACGCGACAAAGUUGCACCGAAUCACCUUUUGGGCACUGCUAGCAUUGUCGAGGACGUUGACGCCAGAACGAGAGCGUUCGCUUCGCCGCUGUGUUGAGUACUAGUGAAAGGAGAGCAUCGAUGAAAACAGUGACUUGAAUCCAGUCGACAAACGUGCGUACCAAUUGAAGCCCAUAGCGAGACUUUGACUGUGGAGAUGCGUUUACUGCUGAUAACAUUUGCAAGAGAGAGAUUACCCGCGUAUUGACAACAAAAAUGGAACGGACUUAACAACUG